GUGUUCACUGUUCAGGCAAAUAAAAGAAAUAACUAAAUAAUGAAAAGUAUGUUAUAAAAAAUGGUUCAUCAGCUAUUAUUUGCCUAAAAUUAUUGAAAAUGUGGACAGUCUAACUGACGCAACACACAUGUCAGCAUCGGUUUUAUGAUACCGGCGCUCCAGUGAGGUAUGGAAAUGUCCCACCAGGGAGGGGCGGAGGCCGAGAGCCUGCUACGGACAGAUAGGAGCACAAUCAUGCCGCAGAAUAAACGUUGGGACGCCAGCGAGGGCGAAAAGGCGCCCUUCCUGCGCAAUGAACCGGUUAAGUUGACACCCGCGUGGGAGGGCUCCAACCUGCCCAAUGACACGCUCAAUUUGAAAGGUAUAGCUAUGGACCUAGUGCCGCCAAAGGACAAAUGGAACCUCAUAUACUUCACGCUGAUGCUGCACGGUCUUGGCACGUUGACCGCGUGGAACAUGUUCAUAACGGCCAAGGACUAUUUCGUGGACUAUAAACUCGUGAAUGCACCGGGAUAUGCGACGGAUUUCAUGACUUACGUAGGGUGGGCGGCGCAAGUGCCGAAUUUGUUGUUCAGCUGGUUCAACAUUUUUGUUAAGACUGGCGGUAACCUAACAACACGAAUCGUGUGGUCACUCUGCAUGGAGGUGCUUGUAUUCGUGGUGACGGUUGUAUUGGCGAUGUUGGACAGCACCGAGUGGCCAGAAGUGUUCUUUUGGCUCACUAUGGUGUCGGUGUUCUUUUUAAAUGGUUUCAACGCAGUGUUCCAAAACUCUGUAUUUGGUGUGGCUGCUCGAUUACCCCCUCAAUACACAGGAGCAGUGAUACUAGGGUCCAAUAUAGCUGGGACCCUCAUAGUGUUUCUAAAUUGGGGCUCCGAUGCGUUUACAAAGAGCCCCCGGACCUCGGCUAUAUACUACUUCAUAUGUGGAAUGUUUGUGCUGCUCAUUUGUUUUGAUACAUAUUUCGCUCUGCCCUUGAAUAGAUUCUACCGUUACCACGAAACAUUACAAGAGAGAACGCUACGAGUCAACCCAACUUUAGCGUCAACGAACCAAAACGCUGGUCCCGUUAAGAAUAAGAUCCCAUAUGGAAUUAUAUUCAGACAAGCGUUUUUACAAUUGUACAAUGUGUUUAUUGUGUUCUUCGUGACUCUGACUGUCUUCCCCGCUGUACAUUCUGACAUUAAACCAAUGACGCCAGGUUUCCUCGGCAAUAACUUUGUUCGAUUGACAUGUUUCUUGACGUUCAAUGUUACCGCUAUGAUUGGAAGUGCAACGGCCAGUCUUUUCCAAUUUCCUGGUCCUCGCUGGCUUUCAGUAUUCACAACGCUACGUAUCCUAUUCAUACCCCUAUUCCUACUAUGUAACUACCAUCCGCUGGGCAGAACGAGGACGCUGCCAGUUAUGGUGAACAACGAUUGGGUGUAUUGGUUGCUCGCUGUGCUAUUAGGAUGGAGUUCAGGUCAUGGUAGCUCGCUGGGCAUGAUGUAUGUUAGCGGCACGGUAGCACCAGAACACGCGCCAACAGCUGGCAUGUUGGGCGGGGCCAUGCUAAUUACUGGCAUUGUAGCUGGUAUCACAUUUUCACGGUUCUGCCCCGCUAUUGUUUCCCUAGCCAUGUGGAACAACAUGUAGCGCUUACUCCCGUACUUUCGAACAUUCUGGAAUGUUCUCACCCACAACUGAUGUGUGAAGUGAUCUGUGAAAUGUAACAGUGAUUGUGAAGUGACAGUGAUAAGUAACAGUGAAAUAGCAGAGUAGCAGUGAUAUUUGUGCUACGAAGGUAUGUGGAUUGUUGAAGUAGUGUUGUGUAGAGAUAGAUGUUAUUGUUGAUUGAUUGAUACAGGUUAUAAUAGUUUAUGGGUUAAAUGAUGACACUAAAUUAUUAAAAAGGAUUGUUACUGUGUUUGCAAAACCUGUUUUUAAUGUUGUUUUCUUAUUUUGAAAUAUAUGAGUUGCGUAUGUGCACGCAAAAGGUAUAUAGGUUUUGCAUGCAGAGUAAUGGUAACAAGUUAAAAAUUAAGAUUUUUAAUGACAUAGUAAUACCUAGUUAGUAUGAUCAUAAUUAAUUUGAUUGUUUCAAUUGACAAUGUAUUAAUUAUAAUUUGAAUUGACUA
Molecule: messenger RNA, 2117 nt
Organism: Colias croceus (clouded yellow)
Lineage: Eukaryota; Metazoa; Arthropoda; Insecta; Lepidoptera; Pieridae
Gene: Ent2
Product: equilibrative nucleoside transporter 1
Exons: 10
Coding region: 169-1635 (488 amino acids)
Biological process (GO): nucleoside transmembrane transport
Cellular component (GO): plasma membrane
Molecular function (GO): nucleoside transmembrane transporter activity
Source: RefSeq, a predicted model, not a curated record